Molecule: messenger RNA, 4491 nt
Organism: Cyclopterus lumpus (lumpfish)
Lineage: Eukaryota; Metazoa; Chordata; Actinopteri; Perciformes; Cyclopteridae
Gene: atp6v0a2b
Product: ATPase H+ transporting V0 subunit a2b
Biological process (GO): vacuolar acidification; proton transmembrane transport
Cellular component (GO): vacuolar proton-transporting V-type ATPase, V0 domain; plasma membrane; vacuolar proton-transporting V-type ATPase complex
Molecular function (GO): proton-transporting ATPase activity, rotational mechanism; ATPase binding
Source: RefSeq, a predicted model, not a curated record
UAUGUUCAACAGUUAGACUGACGUGGAGUACCAUGGAUAUGACAAGCGAACAUCUGCGACAUACUUCAUAAACUAUCAGACGAGUCGUGACUACAUGGUUGAAUAUGUUACGUCAGCGGUCUUAAUACCGGCUGAGUCACUAUUUCACAUUCAACAUAGACGAAACAAGUUUUUGGUACAGGAGUUAAAGACAGCGCUCACCGGCGGCGGCUACGUUAGCCUGUUAGCUAGCAGGAGCAGCCUCCACGGUGUCGGUAACGUUACGUAUCUCCAGUCAGCGUGAUGCAAGUCAAGCAUUGUCUCACGACCGGAGCUAAAACGGUUAAAGCACGAGCGAGGACUUGACUAAUCGCCCUUGACGUGUGACAGAAACCGCAUGAGUUGGCCAGCUACCAUUAGCCCGUGAGCUCCCCGUUAGCAGAGAGGUUAAACACCCGAGCUGUCAAAAUGAGCUCUCUGCUCCGCGGGGAAGAGAUGUGCCUGGCCCAACUGUUUCUACAGUCCGGCUCAGCCUACGACUGCAUCAGUGAACUCGGAGAACUGGGGCUCGUGGAGUUCAGAGACCUCAAUCCCAGUGUUAACGCAUUCCAGCGGAAACAUGUCAAUGAGAUUAAAAAAUGCGAAGAGAUGGAGAGGAUCCUUGGAUACGUUCUGAGGGAAGUCAAGAAAGCCAACAUUUCACUGCCAGAAAGAGACGUGAACCCAGUGGCUCCUUUACCCAAGCAUGUCAUGGUUAUAAUGGAGCAGCUGCAGAGGCUAGAAGUAGAGCUAGGAGAAGUCACCAGGAAUAAAGAGAAGCUGCAGAGAAAUCUGCUGGAGCUGACCGAGUACACACACAUGCUGCGCAUCAGCAGCAACUUUGUACAGAAGACAUCGGAGCGAGAGCCCCUUCAAGUGCAGUAUGAGGAAUUUCCUUUUCUUGUAAAAGACACAAUGAUGGACUACAGCAGCAUGCAGAGGCUCGGAGCCAGACUUGGUUUCAUUUCUGGGCUUGUUAAGAGGACAAAAAUUGAGGCCUUUGAGCGAAUGCUUUGGAGAGUAUGUAAAGGCUACACCAUCCUCAGCUAUGCUGAGCUCGAGGAGUAUUUGGAAGAUCCUGAUACGGGGGAGCAGAGCAAAAGUGUGGUGUUCUUGAUCUCUUACUGGGGAGACCAAAUUGGUCAGAAAGUCAAGAAGAUCUGUGACUGCUACCACUGUCACUUGUACCCCUAUCCCAGUAGCAAUGAGGAGAGGAAUGAUGUUGUUGAAGGACUAAGAACUCGCAUUCAGGACCUGCACACAGUACUUCGUAGGACAGAGGAUUACCUGGAACAGGUCUUGAUUAAGGCCUCAGAAUCUGUCUACACCUGGGUCAUCCAGGUCAAGAAGAUGAAGGCCAUCUACUAUACAUUGAAUUUGUGUAGUUUGGAUGUUACCAACAAGUGUCUGAUCGCGGAGGUUUGGUGUCCUGUCGAUGACAUUCCCACUCUUGGGAGAGCCCUAGAGGAAGGAUCGAGAAAAAGCGGAGCGACAGUUCCCUCCUUUGUCAAUCGUAUCCCCACCAAUGACACUCCUCCCCUGAUAAGGACCAACAAAUUCACCUCUGGCUUCCAGAGCAUUGUGGAUGCUUAUGGAGUGUCCAAUUACAGAGAGGUUACCCCAGCUCCUUUCACAAUCAUCACUUUCCCCUUCCUCUUCGCUGUGAUGUUUGGGGAUCUGGGUCAUGGCGUUAUUAUGGCUCUGUUUGCUCUCUGUAUGGUGCUGUACGAGAACAACCGCAAACUUAAAAACACCAGGAAUGAGAUCUGGAACACAUUCUUUGAGGGGCGUUACAUCAUCCUGAUGAUGGGCCUGUUCUCCACCUACACCGGCCUCAUAUACAAUGACUGUUUUUCAAAGUCCCUCAACAUCUUUGGCUCCGGAUGGAAUGUGACGGCCAUGUUUCAGAGCCGGGUGUGGAAGAAUGCUGAUAUCAGUGGGAACCGUUUUCUCACUCUGGAUCCAAAUGUUACGGGAGUUUUCAACAGACCGUACCCUCUGGGAAUUGACCCGAUUUGGAAUUUGGCAUACCGCCUUACAUUUCUGAACUCCUAUAAGAUGAAGAUGUCAGUGAUAUUGGGCAUCAUACACAUGAGCUUCGGGGUCAUCCUCAGCACUUAUAAUCACUUGCACUUCAGGAAGAAGCACAACCUGUACUUGGUAUUUCUCCCCGAGCUUUUGUUCCUGCUGUGUCUGUUUGGCUACCUGGUGUUCAUGAUAAUCUACAAGUGGCUGGUCUUCACUGCUAAGGACUCCAAACACGCUCCAAGCAUCCUCAUCCACUUCAUAAACAUGUUCUUCAUGCAGGGUGAUGCAGUGCAUCCCCUAUAUCCAGGACAGACUGGCCUGCAGGUAUUUAUGGUGAUCAUUGCGCUGCUUUCCGUGCCUGUCUUACUCCUGGGGAAACCCCUCUACCUUUAUUGGCUUCGCAAUGGAAGCCACCGCAUAGGAAUGUACAGGGGAUAUGAGCGUGUGCGCCGUAACAGUGAAGAGGAGCUCUGCCUGAUGAGGGCUAAUGACAUGGAGGAGGGCAGCAGUAACAAUGAUCUCUCCACUAGUGAGGAGCGCCAGACAGAGGAGUUUGACUUUGGAGAAGAGUUGCUGCACCAGGGCAUCCACACAAUAGAGUAUUGCCUGGGUGGCGUCUCCAACACAGCCUCUUCUCGGCUCUGGGCUCUGAGCCUGGCACAUGCCCAGCUGUCGGAGGUGCUGUGGGCCAUGGUGAUGCGAGUAGGACUACGAAUGGACACCACUCUCGGGGUUUUAUUCCUGGUGCCUGUGUUUGGCCUGUUUGCCGUUCUUACUGUUGCCAUCCUCCUGGUGAUGGAGGGUCUGUCUGCAUUCCUUCAUGCUCUCCGACUGCACUGGGUGGAGUUUCAGAAUAAAUUCUACAGUGGGGCUGGAGUGAAGUUGUGCCCCUUUUCCUUCUCUCUCUUGCCCUCCAUCUUUGAACAAGAUGGCUUACUGUGAAGGGACUAUCUGAUGAUCGGGUUAGGUGGUAAACCAAGCCAAAAAGCCUGUGCUUAUAAAGACACACCCUAGAGAAGUCAUGAGGAGGUUAUGAUUUCUCUUGUCAUUUUGUUAUGUUAAGAGUUUCUACAGUUGGCUUCACAAACUUGACUGGACUAAAAUGCACUUCUCUCCCAACAGUUUAAGAAAAAUGCAGACAAGAGUGUACAGUUGCCAAAUGUUGUCUUAUAGCAAAUAUAUGUAACACAGGGUAUUUUGUACCAGGAUCAAUGUGUACACAUUUACAUUUUCACUGCAGGUUAAAAAUGUGAAGUUCCGAUUUAAAGUCUACCCUAUCUCCCAAAAACCUUAAAUUUUCUAAUGAGGCAUUAUUGGUAACCGUUGUUGAUAUCGAUUGUAUCGAAAACAACAUCCGCCAAACUUAAAAUAAUUUAGUAAAAGAAACAUGAUUUUAGUAUGAGAUACGUUAAUGGGUGUCCCCAAGAUUUGACGACAUGGCCAACAUUUGUUAGGAUCAAUAUAUUGCUGGGUUUGGUCUUCUCACAGGAUUUGCUCAUUAAACAUCCACCUUUUCCUUUUUAAGAACAUGUCCUGGUUUUCAUAUGGGUAGUGGGCCACCUUUCAGUUAUAUAGCUCUUGCUCAACUUUGUGCCUUACAGAAGUUAAACCAAAUGACAACAUACCCUGUGGUUUUUCAGUUUCCCUGUGUGCAACCAAAACAGUGCAGAGGUUCUAGUAUUGAAUAGUGCUCGGGCAGGUUUGUGAUGUGAUGUAUAUACUUUUACAGAAUUAUUUUUUAAUUUAUUAUAUUUUAAAAAUGAAAGUUAAUGGGGAUAUGAUUUGUACUUGUAUGCAUUCACAGUGUUGCCUAUGCAUCUGCCACUUAUUUACCAAUUUAACAUUCCACUCAUUUGUUUUUCUCACCUCUGCUGGCGGGAGCCCUUACUUUGAAAUAUUCUUUAUUUAAUACUGUGGACAGGCUGUAUUAAAUCUUAUUAGGAGAACAUUGAAUGAUGUACUUAUCAAUAAUUGGUAGUAUUUGCUAAUUAUAUUACGAUUUUAGUAUUGUAUGAAUUGGUAUUGGGAAUUUUGCUAAGGGAAGGAGACUUAAUUGUUGUCAUUGCAAGAUUGAGAAUAUUCACUGGCAAUGCAAUCUACGGCAGUAAAAUGCUGCCAAUCAUUUCUGAAAGUCAAGUUGGAGCAAUGUGUUAAAUCAAGUGUGGGUAAUGUCUGAUGAGCAAUUAUUUGCCUGUGUAGUUAACUUUCAAAUGUUGAAGGGGUUUUAUCAUUUCUACUCAUGCAGGCCGAAUUGGCCAUUCAUUUGAAUAUGAAGAAUAAUCUCUUUGACAAACACUCCAUGUUUUAUUACUUUUGAAAGAAUCAUCCCCAUGUCAGUAAUAAAUUGUAUUUCUUUUAGUUGUUUUUUUCCUUUAAAGCCCAACACAGCAUACCUUAUUGUAUCUGGUUUAGAGAAGUUUCAUGGAAUAAAAACCAAGACGUGUG